This is a messenger RNA of Mus musculus (house mouse), 2593 nucleotides long. It is a transcript of the gene Rtp3, whose product is annotated as receptor transporter protein 3. The transcript has 2 exons. Bases 47 to 1657 code for a protein of 536 amino acids. The record is from RefSeq and is a predicted model, not a curated record. Gene Ontology annotation, cellular component: membrane. NCBI's taxonomy places the organism in Eukaryota, Metazoa, Chordata, Mammalia, Rodentia, Muridae.
CUGGACCCAGAAGACCCUGCCCCAGCCUGGACCCAGCACUGUAGCCAUGAUGGAAGAAGACAUAGGAGACACAGAGCAAUGGCGACAUGUGUUCCAGGAGCUAAUGCAAGAGGUGAAACCCUGGCACAAAUGGACCCUCAUACCAGACAAGAACCUUCUUCCCAACGUUUUGAAGCCAGGAUGGACGCAAUACCAGCAAAAGACCUUUGCUAGGUUCCACUGUCCUUCCUGCUCUCGAAGUUGGGCAUCUGGCCGAGUUCUGAUAGUCUUCCACAUGCGGUGGUGUGAGAAGAAGGCCAAGGGGUGGGUGAAGAUGAGGGUGUUUGCUCAGAGAUGUAAUCAGUGCCCCGAGCCUCCAUUUGCAACUCCAGAAGUCACUUGGGACAACAUCUCAAGGAUCUUGAACAACCUGCUCUUCCAAAUUCUGAAGAAGUGCUAUAAAGAAGGAUUUAAGCAAAUGGGUGAGAUUCCUUUGCUAGGGAACACCAGUCUCGAAGGGCCACAUGACAGCAGCAACUGUGAGGCCUGUCUCCUGGGCUUUUGUGCUCAGAAUGACUUAGGCCAAGCCUCAAAACCACCAGCACCCCCAUUAUCUCCUACCUCCUCGAAGUCAGCCAGGGAGCCCAAGGUCACUGUCACCUGUAGCAACAUUUCCUCCUCACGGCCCUCCUCUAAAGUACAGAUGCCCCAAGCAUCAAAAGUGAACCCCCAAGCCAGUAACCCUACCAAAAAUGACCCCAAAGUUAGCUGCACCUCAAAACCACCAGCACCCCCAUUAUCUCCUACCUCCUUAAAGUCAGCCAGGGAGCCUAAGGUCACUGUCACCUGUAGCAACAUUUCCUCCUCGCGGCCCUCCUCUAAAGUACAGAUGCCCCAAGCAUCAAAAGUGAACCCCCAAGCCAGUAACCCUACCAAAAAUGACCCCAAAGUUAGCUGCACCUCAAAACCACCAGCACCCCCAUUAUCUCCUACCUCCUUAAAGUCAGCCAGGGAGCCUAAGGUCACUGUCACCUGUAGCAACAUUUCCUCCUCGCGGCCCUCCUCUAAAGUACAGAUGCCCCAAGCAUCAAAAGUGAACCCCCAAACCAGUAAUCCUACCAAAAAUGACCCCAAGAUUAGCUGUACCUCAAAACCAUCAACUACUCCAAGACUGACAAUACAACAGCUGUCAGUAGUAAGCCCACCUGCCCCUGCCCCUACAUGUGUCAUUCAAAUGCCUUCUCCCACUCCCAUCGACGGCAGCAGAGCAGCAGAUGUAGCAAAGGAGAACACCAGAUCCAAGACCCCAAAGGCAUUGCUCUCAUCCCCUUUAUACGUCCCACCCACUUCCUCCUAUGUCCCACCCACUUCCUCCUAUGUCCCACCCACUUCCUCCUAUGUCCCGCCCACUUCCUCUUAUGUCCCACCCACUUCCUCCUCAGUUAUUGUGCCCAUUUCCUCCUCGUGGAGACUACCAGAAAACACUAUUUGCCAAGUAGAGAGAAACAGUCAUAUCCACCCGCAAAGCCAGUCUUCCUGCUGUGGGGCCUGCUGCGAGUCCUGGUGUGAGAUCUUCAGGUACUCAUGCUGUGAGGCCGCCUGUAAUUGCAUGUCACAGAGUCCACUGUGUUGCUUGGCCUUUCUAAUCUUGUUCUUAUUGCUGUGGUAUUUAUUAUAAAAUACAAUAUAUGAGCCUUGAAAACAAAAACCAAAAGCUCUUGAGUGGGUAAACAAAAAGAAUUACAACUUCCCCAAAAAGUCACACAUUGCGUAAUCCCCUUUAUGUGAAAGGUCAAUAAAAUCAGUAGAGUCCAGAGGUGGCUACCAGGACUGGAGCAAGGGGAAAGUAUAAAAGCCACGGUUUAAGCAAUGUGACCUUUGUGGAGAAGAGCAAUGAAGAUAUUUGGGGAUUUGGUGGAAAUGGUAGCAGCUUCUCAUUAAAAGCCGCUGAGUUUUCUAUCUUCAGAUGGUUAGUCUCCUCAGACUGGAGAGACGGCUCAGCGGUUAAGAGCACCAGGUGUGUUGGGAGCCAUUAAGACAACACAGUUGUCCUGAUCUCUGAAUUGGGCCUUUCUCCCCACCCCCCGAGAAGAAAAGGGGGUCAAAAGCGGGCCACCGACACACUGAUUCUGAGAACAACCACAGAAUGUUCCAGCCCUAAGUCAUCGCCGAUGUCCUGACCACACCCUAAUACCACCAAGUUCCUGCUUCCCUGUGUAGCAGCCAAAAGAAAAAAUUUCUAUUGCCCCCCCUCCCACUGAUAAGUAUCUGUACUUCCCCUUUUGCUUGUGCAUUUAAACCUUGGGCCUGGCUAAUACAUUGGGGCCUUGAUGCAACUCAGAACGUUUCCUUGUCGUUAUUCGCACAAGGUUCUCGUCUCUCUUUUCCCCCCAUUUGGUUCUUAGGAGAAGGUCCCCUCGAGACCCUCGAAUAACUGGACCUGCUGGACAGGUCACAGGUGCUGCUCCAGAAAUCCUGAGUUCAAUUCCCCACAACUACAUGGUGGCUCACAACAUCAUCUAUAAUGGCAUCUGAUGCUCUCUUCUGUCAUGCAGGCAUAUGUGCAAAUAAAACGUUCUAAAAUACAUCAAUAAACAAACUUUUAAAAAAAUGA